AGUAUAAAAUUCGAUCAUAAUUUGGUACCUAGACUCAAAUGUCCUGAAAGUAUCAUGACCAAAUUUCAGCCUUUCAAGCGAGGCGAGAGACAAGGCUGGCUGCCCCACUUCGUGACUCCCUCAACCACACGAUAUUUUCUGAUCAACAAACACACCGCAAGCGACACAUUCCACCCUCAUUAUAUCACUAGACAGCCGCCAAGCUGUUUCCUCCACGAAUUCUCGAACGCGCCAUCAGGCACACUUUAAAAACACGUCACAGAACCAUGUCGUCCUUCACCAACCUCAGCUACUCCGAGACGGAGCAGACAGAGAUCAAUCAAUGGCUCACAACCUCCGACCGCCUCAAGUCGACUGCUGGCACCAAUGACCAGAAAUCCCUCUUAGAUACUCUCAAUGCUCACCUUGCCUCUCGUACAACUCUUCUUGGCGCCAAACCAUCCAAGGCAGACAUCGCGCUCUACGAAUCCCUCGCGCCACAAGUCCACUCGUGGACGGCUGAGCAACGAACUGGCGAGCACGGUCAUCCCAAUAUUGUCCGCCAUUUGGACUUUGUGCAAAACUCGCCUGUCUUUGCCCUGGCUGUUGGAGCAGACAAGAAGGUCAAGGUCGAUCCAGAGGAGAUCCUCUAUGUGAAGCCACCCGUGGAUGCAAAGGCCGAGAAGGAGCGUCUGAAGAAGGAGAAAGCUGCUGCUGCGGCCGCUGCUGGUGGGGGCGAGACCAUUCUUGCGGAUCGUACAAAUGGAAAGAAGGACAAGAAGGAUAAGAGUGUUGGCGAGAAGGUUGCGGUCAAGGUUGCGGAGGUCAAGGGUGCUGUAGUUGCUGCCGUGACUGGCGAAGGAUCUGCUCAACCAGAACAGCAACAGAAGAAGAAAGAGAAGAAAGAGAAAGCACCCAAGCCACAGAAGGCUCCAGCUGUCGCAGCUCCGCUUUCUCCAAGCCUGAUCGAUCUUCGCGUUGGACACAUCCUUAAGGCUAUCAAGCAUCCAGAGGCUGAUUCUUUGUACGUCUCUACCAUUGCUAUGGGCGACAAGGCUGGUACCGAUGACACAUCUGAGUACGAGGGACAAGUAGUCAGAACUGUUUGCUCGGGCUUGAACGGUCUGGUUCCAUUGGAGGAGAUGCAAGGUCGCAAGGUUGUCGUUGUGUGCAACUUGAAGCCUGUCAAGAUGUGUGGUGUUAAGUCAUGUGCUAUGGUUCUUGCUGCUUCACCUAGACUCAAGGAAGGAGAGGAAGAUCACCAUGCAGGACCUGUUGAGUUGGUUACCCCACCUGCAGACGCUCCAGCAGGUGAGCGAGUUUACUUCGAGGGAUGGCAAGGCGAGCCAGAGGGCGUGCUGAAUCCAAAGAAAGGUCGUGUCUGGGAGACAAUUCAGCCCGGCUUCAAGACUACAUUAGACUUAGAUGUUGCGUUCGACGCAGCUAUGGUUAAGGAGCUUAGCAAGGAUGGAGAAGAGCCUAAGACAGACGUAGGAAAGCUGGUCACUGCUAGCGGAGGUAUAUGUAAGGUCAAGAGCUUGGUAGACGCGAUAGUGAGAUAAUUUCUUCAUUCUCUAAAGGUAAUAAUGGCAAUGGAAGAAAUACCCAUAGCA
Molecule: messenger RNA, 1592 nt
Organism: Cadophora gregata
Lineage: Eukaryota; Fungi; Ascomycota; Leotiomycetes; Helotiales; Ploettnerulaceae
Gene: ARC1
Product: G4 quadruplex nucleic acid binding protein
Exons: 1
Coding region: 267-1541 (424 amino acids)
Cellular component (GO): methionyl glutamyl tRNA synthetase complex
Molecular function (GO): tRNA binding
Source: RefSeq, a predicted model, not a curated record